AUGGCGGUUAAUCGCCGACAGAUACCUCAGCACCUGGUGUACCCUGAACCAGGCAAAUACAGCAACCCCCACACGAAGCUACAGAGGCUCGAUGCUGUGCUGAUCCAAUCAGUGCAGACUGGCACUCUGCUGGCUCAAGCAAAAGCUGCCCUCAUCAAGUUUGGGGAGCCGGCGAGACUGCCCGAACUGUCCUCACUGCUCCUCCACGAGAAGCCUUGCACCAGUACAUGGUCCUACUGGCACUGCUGCACUUGGCUCCAGUUCCUGGACGUGCCGGAUGCGUCCAGUGCCUUCCUGGGUUCCCUGACGGGCGAGGCCGUGACUUGGGGGACACCGCCGCGGUGGCGUGUCUGCUUGCGCCUGGCGGAGCGCACCCUGCCCAACCUGAUGCAGGUGGCCUACGAACAGGUCUUCAAGGGAAGCCCCAUCUUUGAUGAAGUCAUGGGGGACAUCAUGGUGGAUGAAGUGCGUAAUGGCCUUGUAGAGUUCAUUGACAGUCUGAGUAUUUUGGAUGCCUGGUCCAAGAUCAUUGCCAAGAUUAAAGUUCGGGACACCAAGGUCUACACCUUCUAUCCCAUCGUUCUGGCUGACCCCAAGAACUUGAAUGCAUAUGUCAAGAAGCUGGAACGAAGUGUCACCUGGGAAGGAGACAUAAUCGAGUACUACAUACGGCUUCGAGGCUUUCUGGCACAGAUGAAGGAGCAGGAUGAGACCCUAAAUUUUUUUCUGCCUAGGUGGAAGCACUCCAUCUUCGACCCAGAAUGCGUUUACUACCCACGGAGAGAUGUGGUGUAUGUUCCCGUGGGUUUCUUUAACCUUACUGUUCCCACAAGCCCAGGAGAGAGGAUGUUCCACGUUCCACGUGCUGGGCCACGGCUCAUUGGCUGCUUCUUCAGGGUCAUUUUGGAGAACACUGGCCUGUACAAACCGGAGGGCCUCUGGUGGACAGAGGCGACGCGGGCCGCUUUCCAGGAGAGCAUGGCCUGUCUUGAAGAAAGGCGCAACCAGAUGGUUUUCCAACACAGAGGGAUCGAUCUGCACGAUGUGAGCAGGCGCCUCAACUUGCAAGGUCUGAGUGACAUUGAGGACAACGUAGCUGUGCGUGUCUCGGUAAAGGUGUUUGACUGACCGGCUGUUUACAAACCGGUACCUCAACCGAGGACUACAGGCUUCCUGGAGUAGAGCACUUAUCCUCCCGCCAGCUUUUCUUCAUCUACCUUGCCAGGAGUCACUGUGAGGCUCCUUCAGUUGAAAGAAGCAUUGAAGACAUCCGCUGCUCAUACAAGAGCAAAGGAAGAUACAGGACAAACCUGGCCCUGAGCAACAACCGUGAAUUCACCGAUGCAUUUCAAUGUGCCUCUGGCACAGAGAUGAACCCCACGACACAGUGCUCAGUCUGGAGCUGAAGGGUCAUCUCCAUUAUUUAUUUUUAUAAAUCUAGCGAGGUUUAAUAAAAUAUGCACUUGCUCUGCUAUACAGAUGGCAUAAUCAGCAGUGCAUAUAUGCUCUCUCGUUUGCUUGCUCAAUCUUUGUGUUUGUUGAUGUUUUCUCAUAGCUAACAGCCAUGAAAAAAGUAGUUUACAUUGCUGUGAUUUGUAUAGGAAGCUAUAGAUGUGCUCUGGAAACUUGUGGACACCAUUUUACAUUGUAGGCAGCUAGUAUAUGUGGGCCAUCCAUGUUUUAUUGUAAGUGGUGGCAAUUUACAGUGGCAGCUAGACCACAGAACAGCAUGUCGUCUUUCUGGCAAUGUAGCCUGGGGAGUUCCGCGAUCACACCUGGCCUCUCAUCACCUUCCUUGGCUGCCAUCACAAGCAUCCGCUGCUAGCGCCGCUAAAGGAGCUUGCCCCCGCUUGAUAAACAAGGAAAUACGGAACAUGGUGCGAAAAGUGCUAAAUGGCAUGCAAUAACUAUGUUAUGGAAGCAGCACUAGUAGUGCCACUACAGCAUUGUUAGGGUAGUACACAUCUGUGUGCUUGGCAAGGGAUAUCUGUGUUGAACAACUGAUAUCCAUGUCCACUCGAGC
Molecule: messenger RNA, 2023 nt
Organism: Dermacentor silvarum
Lineage: Eukaryota; Metazoa; Arthropoda; Arachnida; Ixodida; Ixodidae
Exons: 11
Coding region: 1-1128 (375 amino acids)
Biological process (GO): proteolysis
Molecular function (GO): metalloendopeptidase activity
Source: RefSeq, a predicted model, not a curated record